AUGUACUGGCAACCGUCUCUCUUUGGGGGUUCUGUCGACUUUUGUCGGCUGCCUGCUCUCGACGCCUCUGGAGGAAGGAAGAUACGAUCGAGGAUACACCGGGCAGAUUUAACUUCUUCGGACGCUCCUCUCCCAUCCAGCGAUGUCCGCGUCUCCUCUCUUCGCCAUUCGGGACAAGAUGGCUCAUCGUCUUCCUUCUCUUCCUCUCCCUCGGCUCCGCCCUCUCCGUCUCCUCCGCCUUCUUCAUCUUUCUCUGCUCCUGUCUCGUCUCCGUCUGCUUUUUCGUCUUCCUCUCAAAGUGAAAUGGUGCCUCCCCAGCUUCGUCGGUUGAUUAAGCAGCCGCGUGUGUUCCGCUUCGAUCCGGGACUGUACGAUCCGCCUCGUCUGGUGCUGGCUUCUCCGUCGACGCGCCGAUCCGAGUCUCGCGUUCCUCGCUCUGCGUCUUUCUCCUCCGCGCGGCAGGAUCUCCCGACCAGCUCUGCAGAUGGCGAAGGAGCCGGAGACGGGAAGCGCGAUGGAGAGAGCGACGACAGCGAGACAGCAACGAAAUGCUUUUUAGAGCAUGCAAAGCGAGAAGCACUGCUGGUUUCGCUGUCUGCGGCAGCUCACGCCUCGCGUCUCUUGUGUACGUACACCCGGGGAGUGUGCGAAAGACCCCAAGCAAUCGACGCGGGCGCGCGAGGUGACGAUGCAGAGACAGAGGAGAGGCGGUUGACUGGAACAAAAGGAGAAAGGAACGGAGAGAGAGGAACCGAUUCCUUUCACCGACAGACUCCAGUGUUGAGUGUGCAUGCAAAGGAGACAGGCAAGCAAUUGGGGAGAGACCCGAAGAGUUCCAAAACACACAAGAAGGAUGGAGGCGAGAAGAAAGGACUGCAGAGACAGGAGGAGUAUGCGAGACAACGCAAGGCGCUCGAGACGGCGAGACAGCUUGAAGAUGCCGUCUUUGUAGAGCGACUCAAAGCCGAAGAAGAAGAAGAAAGAAAAAAACAAGAAAUGGAAAGAGAGCGGAAACGACGAGAAGAAGAAAGGAUUCGGCGAGAACAGGCAGCGAAAGCAGAGGCAGAGCGACAGGCACGAGAAGCGGCUGAGAAGGCGAGGAAGGAAGAAGAGGCGAGAAGAAAAGAAGAGCAGAGGAAGAAGGAGGAGGAAGAGAAGAAGAAGAAGGAAGAAGAGAAGAGGAAGAAGGAGGAAGAAGAGAAGAAGAAGCAGGAAGAAGAAGAGCAGAGGAAGAAGCAGGAAGAAGAACGUCAGAGGAAAGAAGAGGAGAAGAAGAAAGAGGAGGCGGCGAGAGUCGCAGCUCUCGAAAAGGAGAAGCAGCAACCGGCUGCAACCGCGUCUUCGCCAUCUCCACCCAAGGCUCAGACAGAACAAGAAGGAACCGACCAGUUCGCGGCUUACCUGCCCAAUGCCUCAGACGAUUCUGGAAACGGCGCCUACAUGAAGGAAGUCGUUGUUCUUCUGCAGGAAGCAGGCAGAACGCGCGAGACAUCUCUCACACAUCUUCAAGGCAUGACUGAUGCUCAGGUGAAGGCUCUGCGAAUUGACAUCAAAAAAAAGAUCAAUACGGCUCUGAAUCAAUUAGCUAGCACGACGUCGCAAGUGAUCAGGACCUGCGAGACUCUCCGAGAAUUUCAGAGACAGCUGAAAGCCGGACAACAAGAAGCUUUGGAUUUCUUUCGCUGGCAGCUAUGCGAUCGACUUCUCCAGCUCACCGAGAAGGGUGGCCAGGUUAGCGCGAGACCUAGUUCCGCGUGGGCUUACGCUUUUCUAGUUCGCGGGUUGAUUCAAGAAGACCCUCCUCUUGAGCGAUGGCUACGAGCCCACGUGUACGCUACCUGCUGCUAUGCGGGUGCUUUCUACUACCGAAAGAAACCGGCCAUGUCUCUGGAGCAGUUCCGGAGUGCUCGCGGGCAACGAGAAGGCGAAGACGAAGAAGCGUUCUUCUUGCGCAUGGCGUCUUGCUUGCGCCUCUGGCUUGCUUUUCUGGUCGCUGCUCACAAGGAAGACGAAAUCUGGUCGUGGUUCGCUCGCUUUGUCAACCUGAAUUUAGCAAGUCCGAAAGCUGCUCGCCGGGUCUGUGCAUGCGUUCUGGUCGAGGGGCUUAAGGUGGCGGGACCGGCGGCGCUUCAGGCGUACAGACGACAGUUUCAGAAGGUCAUCGACGUGAUUCAAAAUCACCUGAAACCGCUUCUCGUCGCAAUGCAGCAAAAGAGUGAGGGGACAUGUUUGUCGAUGUAUGUCACUCAACUGGAGACGGUAUUGUCGAACUACUACGCGAGCAAUUGCACUCUACCGGAGCCUGAAGGUAAAGCCAUGAAGAUGGAGGCCACGGAAGCAAAUCCGGAUGUCUAA
Toxoplasma gondii ME49 is the source of this 2355-nucleotide messenger RNA. RefSeq lists its product as hypothetical. The record is from RefSeq and is a predicted model, not a curated record. Gene Ontology annotation, cellular component: nuclear pore cytoplasmic filaments; cytoplasm; nuclear pore. Lineage: Eukaryota; Apicomplexa; Conoidasida; Eucoccidiorida; Sarcocystidae. The coding region runs from base 1 to 2355 and encodes 784 amino acids. The transcript has 10 exons. Gene Ontology annotation, molecular function: phospholipid binding; translation initiation factor binding; inositol hexakisphosphate binding. Gene Ontology annotation, biological process: regulation of translational termination; regulation of translational initiation; poly(A)+ mRNA export from nucleus.